UUACUAUAUAUUUUGUAAAACUGAAGUUUAAUAGUGAAUACCUAAGGGUAUUAUUACUGUAUAAUUGAUAUCUUAAUAUAUAUAGCGUGUUAGGACUAUUUAUGAGUUUAUGACGAGGAAUUGAUGAGGAUCCUAAGAGACACACUAUGAAGUAGUAUAAAAUAACCUAACCUCUUUGUUAAUAUACAAGUACUCUAUAAUUGUACUUCCACUUGCUUUUACACUUACGGCGUGUUGAACAGUAGUAUUUGAAGUGGAUUUUAGUGUCUGGACUAAAUCAAAACUCUAAUAGUGGUGAUAAAAAAGUAGUGUUUGAACUAAUGUUGAAAAAGUUAUAAAUAUUAGCUUUUGUGUUUGAGGGAGCUUUUGAAAAUCGAAUAUAACUUAUACUUGUUAUUUUUACUAAAGAUUAUCACAAAGUCAAACUUAACAACUAAUAUAUGACAACUAACAACUACUACCCAUCCACUUAGUGAAUGGUAUAUCCCCGCCCUGACCGACAGCUGUUGAAUCUCCUCAUCUAUCUAAACUUUCCCCAAUCUUCGGCCUGUGCUGUAUGAGGCCUAAACUCAUAAUCCUGGGCUACAUAGGUGAAAUCCACACCCUAUCUAACCAGAUCAGUCUGGAGGGUAAGGAGGGAGCAACUACCACAUAGAUACAUUGCUAUAGGCUAUAGCGACAAGUCUUGAACCCGAAACCUACUGUAUUACAUGUGACGCUCAAACCAUCUUGCCCUUACCCAGGAUGUUAUGAUUCAUCAUUUUAGAAGCUAAACUUAUCAUCUCCAUUUACAAUUGGCAAUUGAGAAAUAUAGUUAAAGAGAGAAAGUAAGAAGCUAAGAGAGAAGAAGAAGAAGUAGCAAGAGUCCCCACAACUGUCUGUCCCCGCUGCUGGACAAAUCUGCCACGCCAAUAAUGCUUAAGAGGGGACCUUUUUCCCAGACCCAGACAACUCUACCUUUCUCUCUUUCUCUCUUUCUCUCUCUCUCCUCACCAACUGUUUCAGACUCCCCCAAAUAUAUCUUCUUCUUCUUCCUCUCUUCUUCAUCUUACUACUUACUAGUAUUAUUUCUCUACUUCAUUAUUUCCAACCAUUCUUUUUCCUACAUAUGCAAACUUCAAAAAUUAAAACACUACACUCUCUAAAUUAGUGGUACUUUUUUAUAUUAUUGGGAACCCAACAUUUAUUAUUGUCACUAUUGCAUUAUACUACUACUAAGAAUGUUGGUUUUCUUGAAAAAAGGAGAAUUCUUUUAAGUUUUUUUUAGAGAGAGAAGUAAAAAAAAAAAAAGUAAUCAUCAAAGAUUUGCUUAUUUAUUGCAAAUUUGUACUUUGUCUUCACCAAACUUCUUGCUUUUGUUUUAAUGGAGAAGCUCCAAGGUCCCAUUAAUCCUUGUAUAAUUGCAGAAGAAUUUGAAGUGGGUUGGUUAGAAGAAUUUAUAAGUAACAAUGGUGGAAAUUUCAAAGUUGAAGAUCCAUAUUAUCAUAAUACUACUACUGAAGAUACAAGUUAUGGUGAUUUACAUUAUUCACUCCCAAGUUUAGAAGAUAAAAUGCCAUUUUUACAAAUGCUUCAAAGUGUUGAGCAACAACAACAACAACAUCAACAACAACAAUGUCAUCAGUUGAUGCAUUUAGAACCAAACUUUCAGUUUCUUUUAAAACUUCAACAUCAAAAACUUAACUUUUUUCCAAGCCCUGAAAUUGAAAGUUGUGUUACAACAACAACAACAACACAUAAUAAUAAUCAUAAUAUUGAUAGUAAUAAUCAUAACAAUGAUAUGAUUAUUAAGAAUAUUAUGGAUAAUUUACAGUGUCAUCAUCAAGGAGUGAAAUCUGAGGGUGAAAUUCAUCAACAACAGCAAAUAAUAAGUUCAUCAGGUGUUGUUGAAACACUGAAAUGUAAGAAUAGUAAUAGUAGUAGUAGAUCUAAGAAAUCAGCAACGUGUUGCUCAACUUCAACUGUUGUUGUUGGAUUGAAAGAGAAAAGAAAGAGAAAACGAACAACAAGACCAGCUAAAAAUAAAGAAGAAGUUGAAACACAAAGAAUGACUCACAUUGCUGUUGAACGUAAUCGUCGUCGUCAAAUGAAUGAACAUCUUAAUGCUCUUCGUUCUCUCAUGCCACCUUCCUAUGUUCAAAGGGGUGAUCAAGCAUCAAUAAUAGGAGGAGCAAUAGAUUUUGUGAAAGAAUUAGAGCAAAUGCUACAAUCACUACAAGCUCAAAAAAGAAUGAGGCAAUAUGAAGAAAACGGCGACGUUUCAAUAAGUUCUUCUUCAACUUCAUCCUCAUCAAAUUUGCAUUAUAACAACAUAUUCAUGGCAUCACCAUCAUCUUCAUUUCAUCAACUAAGGAAUCAAUUUCAUUCCCAUGAAGAAGGGAAUGGGAAUGGGAAUGGGAAUUCAAUAGAUGAGUGUAUGAUGAUGAGGAAAAGUAAUAAUAAUGAAGAAUAUAGUGCAGAAAAAAGGUCAGAUUUAGCUGAUAUUGAAGUUGUGGUAAUACAAAAUCAUGUCAACUUAAAAAUUCAAUGUCAAAGAAGAGCUGGUCAACUCCUUAAAGCAAUUGUUGCUUUUGAAGAACUUAGGCUCACUGUGUUACAUCUCAACAUCACUUCUUUGCAUGCCUUAGUCCACUACUCUUUUAAUCUUAAGAUAGAAGAUGAUUGUAGACUAGGAUCAGCAGAUGAAGUAGCAAGAGCAGUGCAUCAAAUAUUCAGCUUGAUCAACCUCAGCUAAUAAAUUAGGUCAAGGAAGUCAAUCUUUAGGUUUUUAGUGUGAUUUUUUUUGGGCACAUAGAUAAUUUAGAGAAAAAGAAGAAAAGGGAAAAGAGGAGUUGAAAAAAGAAUUUUAUUUCAUGAGUAUAUAAUACUCCUCAGAAAUUAAAUGGAGAAUGAAGAACAAUGGUGCACCCAUGUUGUUGUCCAUGUAUAGCUUCUAUCAAAAAAAAGUCUGCAGAAGAGCAUAGUGAAAGAAAGCAUAUGGUGUUUUCACUUGCUUUACUUAGGACAGUUCCCUUUUUUUUCCUUGUAAGUUCUUUUUUCUCAAAAAAAAAUGAUUUGGACUUUGGACCAUGAUCAUUCUAACUUAAAUAAAAUAAUAUUCUAGAA
Messenger RNA from Beta vulgaris subsp. vulgaris (sugar beet), 3105 nucleotides. Its product is annotated as transcription factor bHLH67. The record is from RefSeq and is a predicted model, not a curated record. Lineage: Eukaryota; Viridiplantae; Streptophyta; Magnoliopsida; Caryophyllales; Amaranthaceae. Bases 1364 to 2734 code for a protein of 456 amino acids. The transcript has 4 exons. Gene Ontology annotation, biological process: guard cell differentiation. Gene Ontology annotation, molecular function: DNA-binding transcription factor activity; protein dimerization activity.